GCUGUGGCUCCUUAGAGGUGCAGGGAAAUGCACUCUGUACAUGUUCGGAGGCAACUCCUCUCUAUCUCCUUUUCCCAUGAUUAAGCCCUGGAAUUCAAAAUAGGUUCCAAAGCUGAAGCCUGACUCUGAGUAAGCCCUGACUUUGCCUCCCUGUCUCCUUUCUGAUGCUGCAUUGCUGGCAAAUGGAGGGUUACAGAGCAUCAGUUUUGCAAGAAGGGGAGGGGAAUUGACAGAGACAAAAAAGGCCAGUCUCCCGAGUUCCAGCCUGAGCUUAUCUGAGGGUUGGAAGGCACUGAAGCUCAGCACAGGAGCACCUUCACAUGGAAUGCCCAGGAUGGAGGCUACUAGACUCGUGCCUCCAGUUUGGAUGUGACAUUCCCGGUGUCUUUAGAAGCCCUCUGCCCAGUGUUACUUAGAAUCAGCUCCAAAAUCCCACGAGGAGAUUGCUGUCCUUAUGACUUGAAGGAUUAUGCGGAAACAGAAUGAAACUGCCACGCUCAUCUGCAUGGGCCCUUAAGGAUGCAACAGGUUCUACAUGGAAGCUCAGAAACUUUUGCAUGGCUUUUGAGGUUCUGUUAGAAGCCAGAACUCAGUGAGACGGCACAGGUCUUGAACUCUGGGAUUUAGGGACUGCCUUCCAGAUGACUCUGAUAAUGGAACCCAAUGCCAGCCUCCCAAGGAACUGGAGCAUCCCUGAGGACCCUUUCGUGGGGCUCCAGCUCCUGCUGCAGUUCAAGCCCCUCUUCAUUCCUCUCUACUGCCUCCUGGUGGUGGUAGCCUGUCUGGGCAACCUGUUCUUGGUGUUCUGCAUUGUGGCGGAUGAGAAGCUGCACAACGCCACCAACAUUUUCUUGGGCAACCUGUCAGCCGGUGACCUCCUAAUGUGCUUGACUUGCGUGCCUCUGACUGUCUCUUACGCCUUCGAGCGCCGUGGCUGGCUCUUUGGGCGGGCCAUGUGCCACGUCAUCAUCCUCCUACAAGCAGCCACAGUCUACGUUUCGGUCCUCUCACUUGCUGCCAUUGCCGUGGACCGCUACGUGGUGGUGGCCUACCCCGUGCGGAGGCGCAUCCCCAUGCGCUACUGUGUUCUGGUGGUGGCCGCCAUCUGGGUGGCCUCUCUGGCCUUGGCGGCUCCACCCUCCUUCCAUUCCGUGUACCUGGACCUCAGCAGCACAGGCCACGACCUCUUCAUUUGCGAGGAGUUCUGGAGCCACAUGGAGACCCUGCGGUUGGCCUACUCGUGCGCCAUGCUCCUCCUCAGCUAUAUGGUGCCCCUCGUGGCCGUCACCGCCUCCUACUGCUCCAUCUUGGCUCACUUGCAGCGAAGGAACAUCUUGGGUUUAGCAAACCCCAGUCAGGCUCAGUGGAACAAGCAGAAACGCAAGACCUUCACCAUCCUGCUCGUCGCCAUCCUGGUGUUCUCCUUGUGCUGGAUGCCUCUCCAGAUCCUCAACCUCAUUCGAGACCUGGACCCCAAUUUCUUGAUCCUCAGCAAAAGGUACAUCAACGUGGCCCAGCUCGCCUGCCACUUCACUGCCAUGACUUCUGCCUGCUACAACCCUUUUAUCUACGCCUCGCUCCACCACAAGUUCAGGGCCCACCUUCGAGGCCUUUUCUGCCGGAGCAAGAGCAGCCGAGACCGGCGCACACUCUCGGCCAAGCCAGGCCAGGCCAGUAACAGUCAUGGCCCUGGUCCUGCCAUGACUAGAGUGUGACUGGGGACGCUUGCCUUGCCCAGAUGGGGGAGUCUCCUGCACCCAGGUGUGAAUAUUGUUGGGCAAAAAGGACCGUGAGAAGUUCCAGCACCACCUGGAUUUGGUUUCCUUUGGAAAGUGGUGGCGUUCUCGGAAUCUUUGCUUUAUUUAGAAAAGCAGCAGUUCUGCUACUCCACAUCAGGUUCCCAGAGAAGAGGCCCUUACUGCCCAAGAUCCCUUCAGUGAACCCGCGGCUCUCUUUGCCUCACUUGUCACACAUGCAUCCUUCUUCCCCUUAUUUGUAUGUAUACAUGUCACUCUUCUGGAUAUCUCAUUCAAAAAUGCAGAGAGACGCCUAGCUAUCAGGAGACCCCCUCCGAACCAUUAGCUCCCACUGAAAUAAACAACCAUUUGGAAGGCAAAUGUUGGAAGGCACACAAAUGUGUGCAAGGCCAACUCAACUGGCCUUGCGCACAUUGGAAGGAACAUCUUUGUCUGCCAGACAUAGAAUCGACACUUGCUUCUUUGAGGACCUCGGACCCUGCCAGAGGCUACCUCUGUGCAACAUCUCCUUCCCCUGGAACUCUUAAAGCAAGGACAGGGGAACUGUGCCCCUCCAGGCGUUCUUGGACUACAACUCCCAUCAUCCCUGACCGUUGGCUAUGCUGGGCGGGGUUGAUGGGAGUUCAGUGUCUGGCAGGCACACAGUUCCCCCAUCCCUGUCUUCAAAACCAAACCAAACCAGGGGCCUCUCUUGUCGUAGAAUAUAUUGUCCCAGCUUUCCCCAACCUGGUACCCUCCAGAAGCUGCCAGAUUACAACUCUGCUAAUCCCUGACCAUUGGCCAUGCUGGCUAGGGCUGAUGGGAGCUAGAGUCCAAAGCAUCUAGCAGGUGCCAGGCUCAAUAAAGUUGUCAUCCAAAACAUCCGGAGGCCAUCAGAUUGGCAAAGGCGGGUUUCAGUUCAUGGCUCGCUAAGAUUUGACCUGAGGUCCUCCCAGGGCACAGAUUUGAACCCCUACCUCAAGCCAAAACAUAUAGAUAUUGAAUCUGGCAGCCCUCUUUUAGAUUGUGAAGGGACAAAGGGCAGAGGCGGCUGGUCUCCAAGGUCAUGUGGAGCCAAUAGCAGGUUUCACUUCCGAAAUGGAUGGAUUAAUUCCAUUUUGAAAUGGGCUCCUACGAGGAGAAAGGGGUUGCCUCCUGUCUCCUUCUACAUAUUCCUUGGUGCCAAAUUCCAUUUUCUUAAGUGGCAACAGAAAAUAGGAGAGAAGUGAAGUGGUCUGGGUAAUCACAUUUUCCAGGGCCAAGAGGCAACCUGAGAGUAGAGAGAGAGGUGGUGCCGAAGUGCACCAACCACCGAAAUCGACAUUCCAGACAGGUCAGUCCUGCAAUAAGACAAACAGGAAUCGAAGGCCGGUGAAAUUAAGUGGGAGGCAAUGCUGUGCAGUGGGUGGAAAGUGGAUUGUGCUUCACCGAUUCAGUGACUGCCAGCUCAACCAACAAAGGCGAACUUUGCAAAUCGAUCCUUGUGCAGAGCUUGCGCGUGGUUGUUAAAAAGAAAAGAACAGACUGUUGGUCUUUCGGUCGCCUUUGAGACGCACCUAGCUUAUUUCAAGGGAUCAAGCUGUGGUCGGCUGCAAGCCAUGUUGUCAGAUGUUGGGAUGGACCAAACAGCAGCAAGCAUCCAAAAGCAGCCUUCUCCAAGCCGGUGCCCUCCAGACAUUUUGGACUACAAUUCCCAUCAGCCCUUGCCAGCACAGCCAUACUUAUGGGAGUUGUAAUCUGAAAAGUCUAGAAGGUGCAAGGUAGGAAAAGGCUGAUCUAAAAGCUGCUGGUUGGAUUUUUAAAAGAGAAGUGCAUCUGUGGAAUCUUGCUUUUACAGACAAUUAACACACUUUAACUUCUGCCAAUGGCAUUUGAUGAUGAGAAAUGAAUCCUAUAUAAUAAUCUUUAUUGUUACAGUCAAUGACCAGCAUGAGGUAAUCAGAUAAAAUUGUUAAAACACAAUACUAUAAAAUAGUGUAUAUAUAUAUAUAUAUAUAUAUAUAUAUAUAUAUAUAUAUGCCUGCCGCCCAAAACAUUUUGUCAGCUGCUGUGAUGGUGCAAGCAUUAAACGUGU
This is a messenger RNA of Rhineura floridana, 3810 nucleotides long. RefSeq names its product prolactin-releasing peptide receptor-like. The coding region runs from base 642 to 1715 and encodes 357 amino acids. Gene Ontology annotation, cellular component: plasma membrane; neuron projection. The transcript is spliced from 3 exons. NCBI's taxonomy places the organism in Eukaryota, Metazoa, Chordata, Lepidosauria, Squamata, Rhineuridae. Gene Ontology annotation, biological process: G protein-coupled receptor signaling pathway. The record is from RefSeq and is a predicted model, not a curated record. Gene Ontology annotation, molecular function: neuropeptide Y receptor activity; neuropeptide binding.